AUGCCUUUAGCAGCGAUGGCACGUGUAAAAACAUUUACACGUAUUCCAUAUAAGUUUGGGAUCCACAAAUACGAAUCUACAAUGAAUAACGCAAAUGGUGAGCGAACGUUGAGUGUCGAUGCUGAUGAAUACAACAAACAUCCUCGAAAUCAUAUAUCACGGUCGAGUUCCGGUAGUACGAGUAGCAGUACGACGAAUGGAACCAGACGUGGUAAAGAUAUUCCGCCGUGUGUUGUAUGUGGCGCCGAUGCACAUGGAUAUAAUUUUGAUCAAAUCACGUGCGAAUCGUGCAAAGCCUUCUUUCGUCGAAAUGCAUUGAAAUCGAUGGAUAAAUUUCGUUGUCGAAAUAAUGACAAGUGUGUUAUUACAGUUGCAACACGCAAACGAUGCAAACGUUGUCGAUUAUUGAAAUGUUUUCAAUGCAAAAUGCGUAAAGAUUGGAUUUUAUCCGACGAAGAAAAGGUGAUUAAACGCGAAAAAGUCGAACGAAAUCGUUUAUUAAAGCAACAGGCUCAAAUAGCGUCACAACAAGUAACAACAACCGAUGAAAUGGCCAAAAAUUCUCGAGCGUUCAUCAAAUCCUCGCCUGCAACUUUUCCAAUGCUAACCAUGUAUCCGCCAUCGGAUCAAAAACUGUACGACCGUCAACAGUAUCUUCUCGGACAAUUAUCCCAUGGUUAUCAAUCGAUCUGUCAUCGAUAUCAUCAGCCACGUAAACUUCUCUAUCGGAAUGCAAUUAUCCUGCAAAUGGAGGAUUCGGAUUUAAAAUUAGCAUCGAUUAAAGAUCUAACACGAGAAUUAACCCAAAUGACAACAGUGCGAUUAUUGAAUUUUUUUAGUCUGAUUCCAGAAUUUCAAUUAUUGACUCAACACGAAAAAACGUCGAUUUUAAUUCAAAAUAUGUUAUCAGUUUUCAUGUUUCACGGCGCAUUAACUUACGAUGUUCACACCGACACAUUUGUUGAUCGUACAACAAACGAUGACCCAUAUGAUGCGAAAUAUCUGUCUUAUGUUUACGGUCCGAAACUUUAUCACGACUUUGUUGUUUUGGCGAAAGGUUUUCUGUCUGCUACAUAUCAAUCGACAAAUGAUAAACAAGCAGAUGAAGAUUCGCACACGGUGUUUCUAUUGCUUAUGACUAUUCUUCUCUUUUCUCAUCAAUGUCAAAUCCAUUCGAGUGAAGAACAGCAAACGAAAUUGAAGAAAAUCCAACAGAUUUACAUCGAUAUUACAGGUCGAUUCUUACACGACCGAUUCGGUUCUACUGUUGGCCAACGAAUGUUUCAACAUCUAGUUCCUUUACUCAUAGAUCUUCAAAAAUUAUGUUCAACAUUAGCCAAUGUUAAUCUAUGUGAAAUGGUUGAAGAUGACAAUCGUUCCUCAUCUCUCAGUGCAGUCGCUCAUUCGCACCAUCAAUCUUGUCAAUCAUCAUCGGAAUUCGAUUCAACUAUGAUUAGUGGGACGUCUCAUUUGAACGAAUUACAAAAAGAAAAUCGAUCACCGUAUGAUCCUAUUCAAUCUUCUCCUAUGUACACAAAUCGUACCUCGCCAUCAAUUCUUUCGAAUACCAUUAUGACAACACCUUCGUCUCGCAAUUACUGA
This is a messenger RNA of Adineta ricciae, 1602 nucleotides long. Lineage: Eukaryota; Metazoa; Rotifera; Eurotatoria; Adinetida; Adinetidae. The record is from the annotation of a GenBank genome assembly.